This is a messenger RNA of Penaeus chinensis, 4105 nucleotides long. RefSeq lists its product as uncharacterized. The record is from RefSeq and is a predicted model, not a curated record. The transcript is spliced from 4 exons. NCBI's taxonomy places the organism in Eukaryota, Metazoa, Arthropoda, Malacostraca, Decapoda, Penaeidae. Bases 613 to 1599 code for a protein of 328 amino acids.
CUCUCCUUCCAGAGGACAAUCGCUACAUCAAAAAUUCCCCACCGACAAAUACUCUCUUCAGCCACCACGUGCCGAGACAGUCCCAUGGCCGCCCGUGGAUCGCGCCGCCGGUGAAAUGGAUUCCCGAGGUAGUUCUUCACAGGCAACCUUGGGCCGAACCCGACCACCGCAGUCCAAGCGAGCACAACAAACGUGUAGCGCAGUCGAGGAGGACUACGCUCUCCUUACCUUCCCCCCCUCCCGUGCUUGCAGCCUCAAAGUGCAUCUUCUCGAGUCGCAACCACUCCAAGUGAAGAGUGUGGAGUAAACAUGAAAAUUUCACUGAUUUAUAUGGGGCAUGGAGGAGCCAGUGGGUGAUAUACUUAACACCAACGGGUGUGGAUAUACUCAGUGUUCUACCUACUUUAGGGUAAUGCCUGUGUUACCCUCUCAGGAUGUAAAGUGAAGUUCGUGGAAACCAGCGCGCGGGUUCAUCAGAAGGCAGAGUGUUGGGAAGAGAAAGAGGUCCUCGAGAAGUAAGAUGGAUCGUAGAGAGGACAGAGGGAGAGGAGGCGCGAGAGGCCAAGAGGACGAGUGAGAGGUUUGCCACGAGAGGCGUCUUGGGGCGCCAGGAUGCACUUUUGGAUGGACAAGCGGACCGUCUGCGGCCAGCUCCGUGCCCCGCCCCUCUGGUCUCCGCGACCCUACUUCCCUAAGCCACGCCACGCCCAUGUCACGCCCCCGCAAAGAUUUCAUCGCUUUGACUCCAUGCUGAUAGACUCUCGGCCUCGCAGUGAGGGCCGCUGCACCCGCUGUUCCCGCACAGGCCCCGCCAUGGGCUCCUCCUCGCACACGCCCUCCGACGACGAUGACGACCUGGCCGCCCGCGCCCACCUGGCAGACUCUGCCCUCGGCACCUCCGCCCCGGGGGAGGAGGUGCGCCUCACGCGCCUUAACGUCCCCACAGACAGCUCCUCCCGCAGGACGUCCGCCAACUCCUCGUCCAUGUACUCCCGCACGCCCGACAACUUCAACCUGUUCCGCAUGGGCGGGAUCAACUGGUGCGUGUGGAUGGCCUUCGUCAUCAUCACGCUGCUGCUCGUGCCCGCUCACCUUUAUCUCAAGAACUUCGACUACAGAGGAGAGCUCAUUGGGAUAUUCUUUGUGAUCAUUCUGCUUUUCCUCGUGUGUUUCUCCGUGUCCCUGUUCCACACGAAGACCCGCGCCAUCCUCCUGCACCGGCUCAACCUCGAGGACGACGCGCGCAGCUGUCCCAUGGACUCGGAGACCGCGUCGCCCGCCCGCCGCCGUCCCUUCUUCCCGGGCAACGCAGCGCACAGCCGCCUGGCCCGCCACGCCGCCCGCUCGCCCGUGCGCGUGUCGAGGUCCACGCCCGACCUGCUCAUCAACGGACAGACUGCGGACGCCGCGGCUCGGUCCCUCGCCCAGGAGGCGCGGAGGAACCACCACGCCAGCAGGAGUGUGAGGAGAGGAGAGCCCCCGGACGGCACCGGCGACCCGCCCCCGUACCACGUGGCCAUCAUGCUGCCGGCGCCCACGCACUCCUCGCCCGUGCGCAACUGCGAGACUCCGCCGCCCGCCUACGAGGUCGUCCAGUGAUCUAGGGACGCAAGGGACGCUGGAGUCGGUGGGGCAAGUGGGUAUCGAAUGCGUUAUAUUUUAUAGUGAACUGAAGGCUUUGAUAUGACUGAGAACAAAAAAAUCCAGGAUUGUUGAAUAAAAUAUAUACAUCAAAGAAAACAUAUACUUCCUGUCUCUUGUGAUAUUAUAUGCUGUUACUACUCCGUCUUGCAGUAAUCAGACAAGGCUUUGAUACGAAACACAAUCCUCACGAACAUACCUAGAAUUCGAGUGAAUAUAACAACAAAAUCCUUCAGUGAUGUUUAGCCGUUGAUAGGCCUACAGUGUUUCGGUAGACUUUUUUGCAACCUAAAUAUCUGUAGUUAACCCAUAGGUAUUUGCUAUAGUAGCCUUAAGUUCUUGCAUAUCACAGUGCAAGAGAAGCAAAUAACUGAAACAGAGUAACGUGUAGUGAAACGGAUUCUUCAGAUGGAUGUGUUGAGACAAAAUGCUGUAUUUGUGAGUAGUCACCAGGUUCGUCUCGUCUUAAAGAUUUGGUUCCCUGCAGUAUUAUCCCCAUUUGUUAACCUCCCCGAGGUCUGUGAUGACUUAUACAAUAAAUUGCUAUCAGCUCAAUAUGUAAAAGUUCAAAACGAGAUAUCGUCAUGAAAUAAAGACAGACAUUUGCAUGAAUGACAGGGUGAAGAGUUUUGGUGUAAAUCAAAUUGAUAAAAAAAAAAAAAAAAUGUUUUGACAUACAGUUUUCAGUCACUGCCUAGUUUGGUGAGCUGAAUAUAGCUUCAGUGAGUUAUGGGGUUAUGAACAAGCAUAUAUGUCCGAAAAUAUGUUCACAGAUGCACACGUGUACACAACACGUUUUUUCCCAUGCAUGUGUGUGAGUGUGUGAGUGCGUAUGAAAACAAAAAGAUAAAAUGUGAUACCUAUUUUGCUUGUUAUGUUUGCUAAUUCCUCUGAACCAUUUCCAUAAACCGACAUGCCCUUAGACUCAGCCUCCACCCCCCACCCCCACCCACCCACACUUAGGAUGCAAACACAGGCUAAUCCUUAACCUCUCACACUCCGUCUGUACUAAACCACAUAUCACUGUAUUAUACCGAGCCAUACCUUGUACCUUGAGAAUUUUAUCGCUUUUCUCUUGGUCUUUGUAUCUACUGCUGUUGCUUCUCUGUAAACAAUCACAACUUUUUAUGUCUCUUGGUUUUUUUUACCAUAAGGAGAUGAAAGUUAAUAUUUUAAUUUUGAUUUAGUGGUGUCUUGUACACUGGUACCACAGCGGAUAUUCCUUUGCAUUAUUGAAACUAUAAAUCAACCUUUUUUUUUUUACAGCAUAUCAUCUGUUUUUUUGAUCGAUCACCUUCACAAAACCAGUUCCCGUUCAUGUAAAGACCACCCUCUCGAAUUCCCUUAAAAGAAUGGUUCCCCUCAAACAUUUUUUUUUUUUUUUUUUCCUCCUCAGAGAAUGGUUUCCCCACAGAGCAUUGCUUCCCCUUAGAUCCCCCCCCCCCCCCCCCCACACACACACAGAGAAUUAUUCGCCCCUCAGAGCAUUUUUGUGUUUUCUGAAGCCUCCUCGUCCUCCUGAAGACGUGUGCCUCUGAGAAUGUAUGCGUCGUGGCCCCUUAACCCUCACCGCCAGUGACUCUGCUCAAAACCUCCAUUUUUCACACAUAUGCCUUGAUAUUCCCUCGUUCACUGCAUCUCGAGACCAACAUUUUACAUAAUGGUGUCCUUGUCGAUAUUCCUUCACACCUUUUUUGGAACUUCUUUGAAAGUGGCAAUCCCUGUAGCUCAGUCCACCAGUUAUCUAAUCCUUGUAUAAAGCACAGUUAACGAUGUAGAUACUUUCUGAGCCAGUUCUUAAACAAGCUUUCACUUCAUUUCCUUUCCUUGUUAGUUUAUCUUUGUUUUAUUGUUAAUUCUUUUGUUUUUAUUCUUUAUUGUUUCGCGUCGCUGGCCACUUUACUCUUUGUCUUGAGACUUAUACUGUUUAUUUUAUGAGUGAUUAAUGAGUUACUUAAAGAUCUAUUUCAUCUAUUAGGUAAUGAUUUUAUAGCACACCUUGAAGUAAGAACACUAUAUAAUCGACUAAGAACUUCAAUUGGAUUAAUUGAUUAAGCAAUUAGCAGGGUUUUGUUUUGAUGUUUUUAGUUUCAAAGAAUAUUUCCCAAUUUCUGGAGCCCUCGAAGCUUGACCGUGCUGGAAGCGGCGGCAGCGAGAUCCCCUGUUGAGAAAUCGGUUCAUUAACGUGAAUUGUGUUUAUCAGAGUAAUAUGAGAUUAGACAUUAUACUCUCUUUGCAGUUUUUUUCUUCUUAUCUUUUUUUUUUUUCAUUUAGGCUUUUUCUUUUGAUUGGCGAUUUACUCUACUAUAAAAAAAUCUCUUUCAAGAACUGACGCCCUGAUAAAGAAACCCGGAAUUGUCGCGUAAAUAGUCAAGGCGAGUAAUCUUUUUUUACAUUAAAAUGGACAUGUAUUGUACAUAUACAUUUAUGUUCAGUAUGAGCUGAAAUAAAUUUUGAUAGCCCA